Rhopilema esculentum is the source of this 4582-nucleotide messenger RNA. Lineage: Eukaryota; Metazoa; Cnidaria; Scyphozoa; Rhizostomeae; Rhizostomatidae. The record is from RefSeq and is a predicted model, not a curated record.
CACAUUUAUUUGGGGGGGUCAGCUCUAUGUUUAUGGGAUCAGGACAUCUUUAGUAUUUUCACUUGACGUCUGACAUUUCACUGUAAAUCCUUUUCUGAGCCUCUGUAGAUUAAUGGUGAUCUCGCGGAGAGAUUUCCUUUGUGGUUUGUCUUGAAGUUAAUGAAGGAUCUUCUUGCUGCUUCGCCUUUUUUAAAGAUGUUUAGAUCUUUUGCUGUCGGUGAAUUAAGUUUAGGAAAUGCAGAUAUAAUUGUCAAUUUCUUGAAUUAUUGAUGAAGAACAGCUUAUCAAAAAAUGACGCUUGUUAGCUGAGUUUGAUUUCCAGCAAUUUUUUUCCUGUUUGCCCAUGUCUUGAAAUCUAUUGUCAUUUGCUAUUGACAAGGCAAAGCUUCAAACCGAGCGAAAAACUAUACAUUUGCAACAAGGAGAGAUCUUGCUGCAGAGAUUUGCUUAUUGCGGAAUAAUCGCAAAGGACUUCAUAUAUUGGACAGCUUUUGUUUUUGUCCCAUCAACCUCUUUUUCUGUUUCAAAGAGACUAGUUAGAGCUUGUCUCAACAAGUUUUUCCGAAGGAUGCAAAAGGAACCUCUCUUUUGGAACGUUUUCACACUUCCACCCAAACUAACAUCGCCAUAAUAUACUUCAAGGCAUACCCUCACGAAUAGCUGGGAGACUGUCACGUCUAAUUUGUCACCAGAUGUCUCAAAUUGACAGAACGACCAAAUAAGGACCGCUGCUUUAAUGCUUCCUUUAAAGGCAUGCUUGUUUCACUCUAUUGUUUUUUCUAACCAUUGCUUCUAAUACAUCACUUUGCCAUCAUACAUAAAACCUGUAAGAUUGGUCAACUGAUAACAUCUUUCCAUGACUGAAGGACGCUGCUUUCAUUCAGCAGGCCCCUGCGCCGGCCUUCCUCUUUAGUGCAGGCCUCGAAUUAAAGGAUUAUAACAAGCCAACGCAAAGGAAUCCGUCAGCACGUUAAAUCAGUUUCAUUAAUAAUCGCUGGAGUAACAGGUACUCGGCAUAACGAGAUUUUCCUUCUCGUGUAUGCUCUUCACAUGGAUAUCUGCAGGUAUUUUCCAUGAAAAUGUAUCCUCGAACAACCAGACAUCAAUCACUGCCAAUCAUAAUUUUUCGACAGGUUGAUGGCAAUGUUGCUCCGUAUGAUAUGUGGGAUGAAGCAGAUGGUGGAACUCCUGAUAAUGAGCGUGCAAGCCAGGAAAUUGAAAAGCUGAAAAUGAAGAUAAAGAAAAUUCGACAACAACUUGUUGAAAUGCAAAAUAUGAAAGCAGAAAAUGUUCAGGAAUUCCUGGAAAGUGCGAACCAGAAAAACAAGUUGAAUUUCGAGAAAAGGCAACAGAAGACCAAUGCAAACAUUCAACAAAUGCAGCGAAAACUUGAUAAAUACCAGAAGAUGCUUAAGGAGUACGAAGAGCGAGGUGUCAGUCAACACAGAGCUAAGGAAAUGUUCAGGGGUAUGCACGAUGCAGUUAAAGCUGGGGCUUCAAGUAUUUCCGGUGCGGUUACAAAACCAAUCGAAUCGAUGAACAAAUUUAUAAAAAAAGAUCGUCGGUCUGGCAGCGCAGAUAACCUUGGUACAUCAGCCAUUACAGGCGACGGUAGCUUGAUGCAACAGGACGAAACCGAGCAGUCGUAUUUAAACAGUUGCAGUGAUGACGACACAUCGAGUAUCAGUUCGACAACGAACCUUCCUCUGAAUCUUUCUGGAAGUAUAAACGCCCAAUCAUUGCACACACAUUCUGUCGGCAGUGAACUCGAAAAACUUCAACAUCGAAAUAAUGAAGUUGUGAUGCUUCGGAAGGAGAACGAAGAACUCCGAGACACAGUACAGAAGUUGAAGGACCAGCUUCUAGACAUAAUCAAUACGUUGAAUUACGAGCGAUUUCGAGUAGAUGAUCUACAGGGUCAGUUCCGAGAUUUAUUUAACCAAUACAACGAUCUUACUGAACUGCACCAGCAAGAGGUAAUGGAAGUCAAAGAGGAAUUAUACAAAGCAGCAGACAGAAUUGAAUGUGUUGAUUAUCGGUCGGCGGAAAGAGCUGGCGAAAUCGAAGAAGCUCUAGAUUCUUGCGUUACUCGGAUAAACAAAAUGGAGUUACAACAACAUCAACAACAGCAGCUGUUAUUGUCUGUUGAUGGGUACUUUGAUGGAAGUGGAACAGCGAAAGUGCUGCUUUCAAAAGUUCUAAGUCUUGCUGUUUCACUUUUCGCCAUCGUAUUAGUACUCGUUUCGUUAGUUGCAAGGAUCAUUUCACCUUUCACAUCAACUUGGAAGCGAGCCCUUAUCUCAUUCUCUUUGUUGCUUGCAAUUUUGCUGCUUUGGAAGAAUGCAGACAAGCCAUUACUUAAAGAACUAAAUCACAAGAUAUCAGAUUUUGUUCUUGUUUUCUACGAACGAUUUCGAAGGAAAUCAACACUCACAAAAGGCGAUAGUACAUCAACGAGGUAGCAUGUUAUUUGUUGUUGCAGUUGCUAUCUUUGAAAUGUAGAACAUGCAUGGGGUCGUUCAUUUGGUCGCUUUUUGUAGCUGAAUUUAGAUUUGCAAGGAUGAUGUCAAUUACUCAACCUCGAGCCAAGUUAAAGCGUGAACUAAAGCAUCGCCUAUACGAGUAACGCCCGUUGUGUAUCACGUCCACGCUGGAUCAUGCAUUUUUUAGUCAAAAAAAACAAAUAAUUCAUGUAGUUUAAAAUUGCAAAAGAAGAAAUGGUGCGGAAAAGACGCUGACCGUCUUCGUCGUUUCUUUCACCUUUUGGUGGAAAUUUUAUCAAAAGUGUGAUGUAACUUGAAAUUAUAGUACAGUUAUGAUGUUGAUGAUGUUUGACUUUAUGACGAGAUGAGUGAGGUAAAGCGGAUGAGUGACGUAUAGCGGAUGAGUGAAGUAAAGCGGAUGAGUGAGGCAAAGCGGAUGAGUGAAGUAAAGCGGAUGAGUGAGGCAAAGCGGAUGAGUGGCGUAUAGCGGAUGAGUGAGGUAAAGCGGAUGAGUGACGUACAGCGGAUGAGUGAGGUAAAGCGGAUGAGUGACGUACAGCGGAUGAGUGAGGUAAAGCGGAUGAGUGAAGUAUAGCGGAUGAGUGAGGUAAAGCGGAUGAGUGAAGGCGGAUGAGUGAGGCAAAGCGGAUGAGUGACAUAUAGCGGAUGAGUGAGGUAAAGCGGAUGAGUGACGUAUAGCGGAUGAGUGAGGUAAAGCGGUUGAGUGACGUACAGCGGAUGAGUGACGUAUAGCAGAUGAGUUGCGUUAAAGCUUUUGGAUGUACCCCUUUUCCGGAUGAAUCCAAGAGGAUGACGUAUGCUUUCCCUGAUUGUAUAUUUUCGAAUGCUGUUCAGAGGUAAUUAGAUUAUCAAUUUGAUACCAAUUUAUUUAUCGAUUUAAGCAAAUGUGUCUUUAUUUGAAUUUGUAUUUACUGUGAUUUGUGAUCGAAAAGUAUUAUUGGUCGGUUAGACACUGUACCAUAGUCUGUAAUUCAUGCCCACAAGCUACUGAUGUAUCACAGCUUGUGUGGUACACUUUGGAUGUAUUUUCGAAAUUAGCACAUUUCAGGAAGCAGGGAAUGGUAGCGGAGUUAGUCUUAGAUAACGAAUGAACUAAUGAACGAAUGUAAUAUAGAAUGUUUACUUUGAAUUUCUAGUUACAUAAAGCACGUUAUUGUACUGCAAUCAAAUAAAACAUUGUGUAAAAUUCCCACGCAAUGUCGUAAAAAUGUAUUAACAAAAUUACAUCUUUUUUGACAUUAUUAGGGGUUUGUCUAUAUAUUAGCAUGGUGUUGUUUAAUUAAGUUUAUUUGUUCUUUAAGAACGCAAUUAUUAAAUAAAUCAGGCAUAGCUCUGUCUUAUAAUCAAGUCAUUUUGACCAUUGUUGUAACUAUGUAAUUUUUAUUGUAUCUUUCUUCUUAAAUUGAUAAUUUGUACUUAUAGUUCGUGUGUGGUUAUAUUUCAAUUAUAUGAUAUAAAUGUAUGAACGGGCCCCGAACAAACAUGUACAAACCUACAUAGACAUUCGAGAGAGGGUUAAGAGGCAGCAUUUGAACAUUUUCAGACUCUUUUGCGAUCUGCUAACGUUUUGGUUUGAGGACCCUCUAGAAUAUUGGAGGGCUCAGGCCCCCGACCCCUUUUUCUACCCCCCCCCCCCUCCGAAUAUGUGGCAACCCAUACUGAAAAUCCACUGGCAGUUGUCUGUUGCUAUCUUUGAUAAUAGGCAAUUAAGCAGCGUUGAGUCUUUGAGCAAAAUAUAAUAAGCAUUGAGUCUUAUGAGCAGGAAUGCCCCUCAUGCACCUGGCUCGAUAGCUCAAAAUCGCAUUCGUUUAGGUAAUUUCAUUAAUGAGAAGAGUGGCAUUCGAUGCCAGCUGCUCUCUCGUUCUUUUUUGGAUAACAGUUGUAUAAUUUUUACCAAUCAUUCUUCCAUAAAAGAUUUUGUUCUUUUAAAUCAAAUCGUAAUUAUUAAGUUGAAAAUAUAUUUAGUUUUAAGACGUUCACAUGUUCAAGAUUUUUAAUAUGACACAUAAUGGAUGGUCUGGUUACCGCGUUUUGUUUUCUGUAAGAAUUUAUUAUUUAUGCAGAUGUCAGAAAGUAGA